UGACAUCACCAGGCGGCCCGCCCCUGUCUGGAGCUGAGGGGAGGCCCGGAGCCUUUCUGGGGCCUGGGGGAUCCUCUUGCACUAGUGGGCGGAGAGAAGUGCCUGCAGCCAACCAGGGUCAGGCUGCGCUCACAGUUUCCUCUGGCGGCAUGUAAAGCCUCCACAAAGAACCUGGAGUUCAACUGAGGCUGCUGAGUCGGCCUGGGGAUGGACCCCAAGCCCAGGACCUGCAAGGAGCAUGCACUGAGGAAGCUGCAGGCCACGCUGUGAGGAAGAGCAGUGAGGAGCAGCCGCAGCGACACCCUAGCCAGUUCCAUCCCCAAGAGCACGGGCUGCUGCCAGCAGAGGCCAGUAAGGCAGGGCUGCCAGACAGCCUGGGACUCGAGACCCUCCUGGAGGCCAUGGUCAGGCUGCCCCGCUGAUGGCAUCGGGAAGCAUGUGAGAGGCUGCUCCAGAGUCAAACAGGAGAGAAGAGGCUUUCAGAGACCUCAUUUGUAAAGACCAACCACCACACUGCAAGGACCAUGAGGCCACUGUGUGUGACCUGCUGGUGGCUGGGGCUACUGGCCACCGUCGGAGCUGCUACAGGUCCAGAGGAUGAUGUUGAGGGCACAGAGGAUGGCUCACAGAGAGAGUACAUUUACCUCAACAGGUACAAGCGGGCAGGCGAGUCUCCGGACAAGUGCACCUACACUUUCAUUGUGCCCCAGCAGCGGGUCACAGGUGCCAUCUGUGUCAACUCCAAGGAGCCCGAGGUGCACCUGGAGAAUCGUGUGCAUAAGCAGGAGCUAGAGUUGCUCAACAACGAGCUGCUUAAGCAAAAGCGUCAGAUCGAGACACUGCAGCAGCUGGUGGAGGUAGAUGGCGGCAUCGUGAGCGAGGUGAAGCUGCUGCGCAAGGAGAGCCGCAACAUGAACUCUCGAGUCACUCAGCUGUACAUGCAGCUCUUACAUGAGAUCAUUCGCAAGCGGGACAACGCGCUAGAGCUCUCCCAGCUGGAGAACAGGAUUCUGAACCAGACAGCUGACAUGCUACAGCUGGCUAGCAAGUACAAGGACCUGGAGCACAAGUUCCAGCACCUGGUCAUGCUGGCCCACAACCAAUCAGAGGUCAUUGCACAGCUAGAGGAGCACUGCCAGAGGGUACCUGCUGCCAGGCCCGUGCCCCAGCCUCCCCCAGCCACCCCACCUCGAGUCUACCAACCACCCACCUACAACCGCAUCAUCAACCAGAUCUCCACCAACGAGAUCCAGAGUGACCAGAACCUGAAGGUGCUGCCUCCCCCUCUGCCCACCAUGCCUGCUCUUACCAGCCUCCCAUCGUCUACUGAUAAACCAUCAGGCCCAUGGAGAGAUUGCCUGCAGGCCCUGGAGGAUGGCCACGACACCAGCUCCAUCUACCUGGUGAAGCCUGAGAACACCAACCGCCUCAUGCAGGUGUGGUGCGACCAGAGACACGACCCUGGGGGUUGGACCGUCAUCCAGAGACGCCUGGAUGGCUCGGUUAACUUCUUCAGGAACUGGGAGACCUAUAAGCAAGGAUUUGGGAACAUCGAUGGCGAAUAUUGGCUGGGCCUGGAGAACAUCUACUGGCUGACAAAUCAAGGCAACUACAAACUACUUGUAACCAUGGAGGACUGGUCUGGCCGCAAGGUCUUUGCAGAAUAUGCUAGCUUCCGCCUGGAACCAGAGAGCGACUACUAUAAGCUGCGGCUGGGGCGCUAUCACGGGAACGCAGGAGACUCCUUUACCUGGCACAAUGGCAAACAGUUCACCACUCUGGACAGGGACCAUGAUGUCUACACAGGAAACUGUGCCCACUAUCAGAAGGGAGGAUGGUGGUAUAAUGCCUGUGCUCACUCCAACCUCAAUGGGGUCUGGUACCGCGGCGGCCAUUACCGGAGCCGAUACCAGGAUGGGGUCUACUGGGCCGAAUUCCGAGGAGGAUCUUACUCACUCAAGAAAGUGGUGAUGAUGAUUCGGCCUAACCCCAACACCUUCCACUAAGCUUGCCCCUUUCCUGGCCACUCAUGGCCAUUGCCAGAAGCCAUCAAAGCCGUCCCAGCUGUGCAGACCUCAAGUACAGCUCCUCAACAACUUCUCUCAGGCUGGGA
Messenger RNA from Microtus ochrogaster (prairie vole), 2113 nucleotides. RefSeq names its product angiopoietin like 2 (gene Angptl2). Gene Ontology annotation, biological process: blood coagulation. The record is from RefSeq and is a predicted model, not a curated record. Lineage: Eukaryota; Metazoa; Chordata; Mammalia; Rodentia; Cricetidae.